Molecule: messenger RNA, 5398 nt
Organism: Gymnodraco acuticeps
Lineage: Eukaryota; Metazoa; Chordata; Actinopteri; Perciformes; Bathydraconidae
Gene: limk1a
Product: LIM domain kinase 1a
Exons: 16
Coding region: 143-2161 (672 amino acids)
Biological process (GO): protein phosphorylation; actin cytoskeleton organization; positive regulation of stress fiber assembly
Cellular component (GO): cytoplasm; nucleus; neuron projection
Molecular function (GO): protein binding; protein serine/threonine kinase activity; ATP binding
Source: RefSeq, a predicted model, not a curated record
CGUGCAGACAGGAGGAAGCAGCCGCAGGGAGUGACCGAGGCACAGCAACACGACCGGCGGAUGGGCUGCGGAGGUGGUCGGACACCGGUUAUCUGUCGACCAGAGGCGGCUGGCUCUGUCCCGGAGCUCGGUGAGAGAGUGAAUGAGGUUGAUGCUGCUGUGCUGCACCUGGAAGGACGAACGCAUGGGAGAGGAGGAAGCUGGAGGAAGUUUGCCCAUCUGCACGGGAUGCAAACAGAGGAUCUACGAUGAGCAGUACCUGCAGGCGCUCAGCUCCAACUGGCACACCGUCUGCUUCAGGUGUUGUGAGUGCAGCGCCUCACUGUCACACUGGUAUUAUGAAAAAGAAGGACGGCUCUUUUGCAAGAAGGACUACUGGGCCAAAUUCGGGGAGCUGUGCCAUGGCUGCAACGACCCGAUCACCACCGGCCUCAUCAUGGUCGCAGGGGAACAGAAAUAUCACCCAGAAUGCUUCACCUGUCUGAACUGCAGGACGUUCAUCGGUGAUGGAGACACUUACGCUCUGGUGGAGAGAUCCAAACUCUACUGCGGUCACUGUUACUACCAGACCAUCGUGACACCGGUGUCGCUGUCGGACUCGUCAUGCUCGCGGAUCCCUCACACGGUCACACUCCUGUCCAUCCCAGCCUCUGCCGAGGGCAACAACGGACGCAGAGGGCGAGGUUUCUCCGUGUCCAUCGACCAGCCGCUCAGCCCCACCGGCGGCUACAGUCCUGAACAUGGACCCACCAUCAGAGUCUCACAGGUGGACACAGAGUGCAUCAGUCCAGAUGUGAAAAACUCCAUUCACGUUGGAGAUAAGAUCCUGGAAAUCAACGGGACACCCAUUCAAAAUGUCCCCCUGGAUGAGAUCGACCUGCUGAUCCAGGAGACCAGCCGGCGGCUGCAGCUCACCAUCGAGCACGACCCUCACAGUCCGGGACCGGAGGGAGGCUCCUCGGAGGCUGAGGAUCGAGUGAACGGCCCCCUGACCACCCCUCUGUCAGAGGGCCCCAGCCCCAACCUGCCCAUCACACAGCCCCCCAUCCCCGACAGCCUGAGAUCCCGCAUCAUCACGCGGAGCUGCAGCAUUGAUAAGUCACCCGGCUCCAGCAACGCAGCAUCCCCCAUCUCCCAGAGGAAGGACAUUAAUCGAUCAGAGUCGCUGCGCGUCGUGUCCAAUCAGACGCACCGCAUCUUCCGCCCAUCUGACCUCAUCCAUGGAGAGGUGCUGGGGAAGGGCUGCUUUGGACAGGCCAUCAAGGUGACCCACAAGGAGACUGGGGAGGUGAUGGUGAUGAAGGAGUUGAUUCGCUUUGAUGACGAGACACAGAGAACAUUCCUGAAAGAGGUGAAGGUCAUGCGUUGCCUGGAUCAUCCAAAUGUGCUCAAGUUCAUCGGAGUCCUCUACAAAGACAAGAGACUGAACUUCAUCGCAGAGUACAUAAAGGGAGGCACCCUGAGGCAACUCAUCAAGAAAAUGGACAACAACUAUCCCUGGAACCAGCGGGUCAGUUUUGCCAAGGACAUAGCUGCUGGAAUGACAUAUCUGCAUUCCAUGAACAUAAUCCAUCGGGACCUGAACUCACACAACUGCCUUGUACGAGAGGACAACACAGUGGUUGUGGCAGACUUCGGGCUGUCUCGCCUCAUGGUGGUCGACAAGCUUGAGGAGAAAUUCUCGCAGGGAAAAUUGCCCGGCCUGAAGAGGCCCGACCGCAGGAAGAGAUACACGGUGGUAGGAAACCCCUACUGGAUGGCUCCUGAGAUGAUCCAUGGGAAGAGCUACGAUGAGAGAGUAGACAUCUUCUCCUUUGGUAUCAUGCUCUGCGAGGUAAUUGGCAGGGUGAACGCAGACCCAGACUACCUCCCCAGGGCGAUGGACUUCGGCCUGAACGUGUCUGGCUUCCUGGAGCACUUCUGUCCCCCUGAUUGUCCCCCCGCCUUCUUCCCCAUAGCUGCUGUGUGCUGUGACCUCGAUGCAGACAAACGGCCUGCUUUCUCUAAACUGGAGGAGUGGCUGGAGAACCUGAAGAUGCACUUGGACAUUGGUCUACCGCUGGUGUCUAAAGUGGACCAGAUGCACAAGGCCUUCUGGGAGAACCACAGCAUUCCCCGCCCUGAAAACGGCCUGCACACCCACCCCGAGCAGCCGGAGUAGUCCUUUACACGACUGGAGGAGUGGGAAAUUAGAUGAACCUCCACACAGGCAGCGAUCACCUGCCUCAGGUGGAGCAGUGGCUGGAGCUGUACAAACUCCUCCCUGUUUAACGCUGCGGGCGCAGGCUGGCUCAGGCUGGACGAGAAGACUCGGGGAAAUGGUGGAUCUGAAAAGCCACCUGUGCAAGACGCACACAUUCAAAGUCAAAUCAAGAGACAUUUACUACGAUAGCUGGAUUUUGCUGUAUCUGACGCUAAAGUGGAACAUGUCAUAUGCAAUCAGACCCAACUCUCAAAUCAUGACUCAAGCCUUGAAUCAGUUAAUCUAAUCAUUAGGUGUCAUUCCAUACACGAUUGCUUACUGUAGUGUGUAUAUUACUGUAGACAAAGGCAAACUUCCUCUACGUUGUAUGGUAUGUGUUUCCUGGUUUCUGUGUGACUUUGCUUUGAUUUUGCUUUUAAAACUGAGCUUCUGAAAAACGCAAAUGCCUCUCGCAUGUCGCUUAAAAAAAAGUCAAACGAAACCUUUCAAGCUUUUCACUGAAGAGUGCAUGGGUGUAAAUAAAGGUGUCAGGUAGGACUGCUCGAUUAUGGCAAAGAUCAUAAUCUCGAUUAUUUGGGUCAAUAAUUGAUAUCACGAUUAUUAAAACGAUUAUCCAUUUACUUUGAAAACAUCAAUUUAUUGGAGAAAAAAAAUGUGAACAGUAUGUUUUUAACAGUUGAUUACCCUGAACUUUAAGUAUAACUCAACUGAAAAAACAAUACAAAAUAAUUAAAAAAUAAUCGUUUUAUUUCGAUUACGUUGUUUUUUCGUAAUCGUUGCAAGCCAUAAUCGUAAUUGCGAUUUAAAAUACGAUUAAUUGAGCAGCCCUAGUGUCAGGUCAUGUUUCAUCGUUUCCCUCUGACCUCAUUUGGUCAGACACAACGAGACCUUCAUGUGUCUGCGGCCCCUCCAUUAUUUAUUGUGUAGCACUGAUUUCACAUUGAGGUACAUAUCUUUUGCAUACAUUUAAGAGCUGUAUCUCAUCCACAUUGACAUGGCAUCUUAUACAUUCAAACACAUAAAAGUGUACAUAGCUGCCGACAUUGUAAAUGUUUUAAAUAUUGUAAAUGUAAAGACAUAUUUUAUAUACGUAUGCUACAUCGCCAUAUUUUUAUUGGCCGACCAGUUGAAAAUUAGGGAGAGUUAAAGGUUAAAGGGCACAGCUGAAAGAUGUUCCGUUUGUUUUAUCUACAAUGUCACCACUGUGGCAGGUAAGAUGCUUUUAACCUUUGAAAUAAGAAGAAUCCGAUCACAAAAUAUCCCCUCCCCUCAGUUCAAGCUCAGUAAAUGUUACAUUCUGUCGUUUCCCUCCAUCAAGAAGUCUUUCUUAACAUUUGAUCGGUCAUCUUUUUAAUGCACUGGAGUAAAUGUAACUGUAACACUGGAUUAUCUAAUCACAUCAAACUUGCUUAACUAAAUCUGCACAUUAUGAUAAACAAUUAUAUGUACUUUGAAAAUGUUUAAAGGCAAUCAAUCUGUUGUUAAUUAUUCACUCUUGUCUCAUCAUGUGCUGUACAUUAGUUCAGGUGUGGGGAUAAUAUCACCAGGUACUGCCUCAUCGUGUCAGCUGUCUGUCCACAUGUUUGUCUCUCCUCCUGUGGAUCAAUCACUGUUGUUUACAUGUAAAUGCUAACUGUAAAUAUCACUAUAUAUAUAUGUGUCUGUCCUUGCAUUUGUCUGCGUGCAUUGCAUAAAUAUCACUUCUCAGAAAUAAUCUCUUCCACUGUCAGAUUUCUCUCUGGCACCUUCUGACAUAAGUUUUCUUUUUCUAAUCAGAACUUUUUAAUGUUUUUUUUUAUUUCCUGCUGUUGUUUUCACAAGCUGCAUGAUGUACUAGCUCGGUCUGUUCAGCUUUUCAACCAAGCUCUUUUUGUCUCUAAAUGCUGUCAUUUUAAAUAAGAAAACAAAGAAUGAAAGAUAAAAAAAAGUGAACAGAGAAAGUCAAGCUUCAAUUGAAAUGGGGGGAAAAAACACAGCAUCUGUUUUUAUAUAUAACCACUGAUAUCUUUUUGUAUAGAUUUGAGUACUUUAAUUUGCACUAUAUUACCAAAUGGCUGGAUGAAGCCAUGUUUGUUAAUUUCCUCUAUUGGGCUACUUGUGAUAAGGAAAUGCAUUAUCUCGGUUCAGGUUGAUAUAUGAAUGCAAGACACUGAUGGAGCCUUUCACCUGUAAAAAGGCUAUCUGGGAAAUUCAUCCUCUUGAUAGCAAACUGUUUCGAAUUAUUUAGAUGCAUUUGUGCAUGGAUCGACUUUUAAAUACGGCUUUGGAGCCUGCUGGACCCCCCUGUGAUCUAAAGUCAUAUAUCUAUAACUAUAUUUACAUUUUCAAGCCUUUUUAAAAGUCUUUGCUACCAAGAGGAUGUCCCAGGUCUGCCUGCUGCCUACAGACUGGUCCUUUGUGAAUGAUGUUGUUUCUGACUGCUUGGUUUCGUAUGUGACGCCCACAGAGGCUGCAACCACUGCUGCUCUUUCUGAUAGUAGAGCACUUAACGCUGGCCUAUCUCACCUCUCACCUCCUCAUCACACUCCUUUGGCUCAGGGCCGUACUUUUCUCAAGCUUUCUUCACAACUCUGUUAAUUCAGCAGCUUACUAGAAAAGCAGAAUUCAACAGUAACAGUGAGACUUAAAUAGCAUGUACCCUAUUUCAAUGUGUAGGCUGAUAACAUAAAACAUGCUUCUGCAAAACCGUGGGCGUGUUUCUGCACACGAGUGGCUUCUCCAUGUUUCUGUCUGGCCACGUCGAGCAUGUCAGGUGUGUCUGUGAGGACGUGUUAGGAUCAAUGAGAAGGUCGCCGCAGCACUUCUUUGCAAAGGAUCGUUACCUCUGAACAUUGCUGUGCCUUUGUUGUGAACUAGCCUUGCCAAUUACUCGAAAACGUGAACUGAUUUCCUUUUAUAUGUAUCAUUAAGUGCAAGCCUGAUUCAAGUGGAUUGAAUAUCAUUGCUGAUAAUAUGUUGUAUGAGAUUUCAUCUUGUGGUGUAUCAUAUUUAUAAUUUCCAGAUAUCCAUUGUUAGUAUUGAUAUUUUAAUAUUAUAUUUCUUUUUUUGUCUUAUUUAAUUUUUUUUUGUACACACAAGCUGUGAAAACAAUUCUGCACUUUAAUCCUGAACCUGAACAUUUAGACUCUGAGGAGGUGACUAUUUUUUUUCUUUCUUUUGUCACAGCUAAAAAUAAAACUGUUGCUUCUAAACCAA